UAUUCGCAAGAAAUUUGUGAACCAAUCAACUGGGAAGAGUCGUUGUUGCGAUUUUGGUUCACAAAUUAUUUGAAUAAAUAAAGAAAACUGACUCAGAACAGAUGACUCAGUGUUCAUCGAUGGCGUCUCUUCUCAGUCCAGCUGCCACCGUUCCUGGUCAACAUAAGGUGAAUUGUACAAGUGUCAGCUCCAUAUUUUCAAACACAUCAUCCAAUGUUCAACAGAUGACUGUGAGAAAUGGUAGAUACAGUGGGCUUUGUUUCACGACUAAAGCAAAGAUGUCUGCCGAAGGAGGUGUACUUGAGAAAGAUUCAGUUAGAGUCAGUGACAAGAUUGAUUAUGGAGUUGUAAGCGUGCAUCAUGUUGGAAUUCUGUGUGAAAACCUUGAAAGGUCACUUGAGUUUUAUCAGAAUAUUCUAGGUCUUGAAACCAAUGAGGCAAGGCCAGAUGAUAAGCUUCCCUACAGGGGUGCUUGGUUGUGGGUGGGUUCUGAAAUGAUUCAUUUGAUGGAGCUUCCAAAUCCAGACCCCUUAACUGGACGACCUGAACAUGGAGGUCGAGAUCGUCAUACUUGUAUUGCAAUUCGGGAUGUGUCUAAACUCAAAACAAUUCUUGAUAAAGCAGCCGUUCUCUUCUGUAGGUAUUCCCUACACACUUAGCAAAUCUGGGCGGCCAGCGAUCUUCACACGAGAUCCAGAUGCAAAUGCUUUAGAAUUUACACAAGUGGAUAACUGAUACCUUUCAGCACCUUAUAGCAUAAACUAGUAAAAUGUAUAAAUAUUUUUGGCACUGUAUGUAUAGAUAAUUACUAGUAUCAAGCUGGAUCUUGCCUUUUAUGCUGUAGCUUUAUAUAAAAAUGCAAGGAUGUGAUUGAUCAAAUGAAUUGUGUUGAUACAA
Molecule: messenger RNA, 897 nt
Organism: Pistacia vera
Lineage: Eukaryota; Viridiplantae; Streptophyta; Magnoliopsida; Sapindales; Anacardiaceae
Exons: 5
Coding region: 102-659 (185 amino acids)
Source: RefSeq, a predicted model, not a curated record